UUGGAUCUGGGGUCUUUGAUAUCCAAUAAAGCAGCUGCUCCAUCUUUAGCAGACACUCUGACUAGCAUUGCAGUCAGCCCAGGGAGCUGUUUCUGCCCUUUCAGCAGUUUCCAAGGCACGGGAGUCAACCUGGAGGAGAGACACAGAGGGAGCUGGAGCCAUGUUAUCCUUCUGGAAGGUGAAAAAGAAGCAGUAUCAGGUCCCACCAGCAACGACCCCUCCACAGAAGAAGAUGAUGGGGAGCCCAAAGUCUGCCGUGUGUGUGGAGACAGAGCUACUGGUUACCACUUCAAUGUCAUGACCUGUGAAGGGUGCAAGGGAUUUUUCAGGCGAAUCGUGAAACGUAAUGUCCGGUUGAGAUGCCCCUUCCGGAAGGGCACUUGUGUAAUCACCCAGAAGACUCGGAAGCAGUGCCAGGCCUGCCGGCUUCGCAAGUGCCUGGAUAGCGGAAUGAGGAAGGAAAUGAUCAUGUCUGAUGCAGCAGUGGAACAGAGGAGAGCCCGGAUCAAGAGAAAUAAGAGAGAACAGUUGGGGAGUCAGGCUCUGGAAGUCAAGGAAUUAACAGAAGAGCAGCAAAUGAUCUUGGAGCUCCUGGAGGCUCAGAAGAAAACCUUUGACCCCACAUUCUCCCAUCUUAAGAAUAACUGGGGGCCUGAAGCACAGAGCAGUGACCCUAAGAUUCCCGAGUCCAUUGCCAGUUCAGAGGAAGAAGCUGCCAAGUGGAACAGUAUCACCAAAGGUCUCUGCCCUAUGUCUCUGCGGCUACAACAUGAAGAUGGCAGCAUUUGGAACUACAGAAACUCAGGAGACAGGUCAAGGGAAAUGAUAGCUUCCUUUUUGCCCCACGUGGCCAACACGUCAACCUACAUGUUUAAAGGCAUCAUCAAUUUUGCCAAAGUCAUCCCCUGCUUCCGAGAAUUGUCCAUUGAGGACCAGAUUUGUCUGUUGAAAGGGUCCAUGGUUGAGCUGUGCCUGCUGCGCUUCAACAGGGUGUUCAAUGCAGAGACUGCAACCUGGGAUUUCGGCCGAUUUUCCUACUACAUAGAUGAUCCGAAAGGGUUUUGGCAGUACUAUCAUACGGAUCCUGUAAUGAAAUUACACUACAUGAUGAAGAAGCUGCAGCUACGUGAUGAAGAGUAUGUGCUAAUUCAGGCCAUCUCCCUCUUCUCCCCAGAUCGACCAGGUGUGGUCGAGCAUUGUGUCGUGGAUCAGCUGCAGCAGAGAUUCACCAUGACACUGAAAGCCUACAUAGAAUGCAAGCGACCUCAGCCAGAGAACCGUUUUUUGUUUCUGAAGAUCAUAGCCAUUCUCACAGAGCUCCGAAGCGUCAAUGCCCAGCACACCAAGAAACUGCUCAAGAUUGAAGACCUCCAUCCCUUUGCCACCCCCCUUAUGCGGGAGUUAUUCAACAUAAUGGAUGAUAAGGCCACCGGCUGUUGACCUUUGUCUGGACAGAAAUCAGCAAGAGUCAAGAACACUCUGUGAUCUGACCUGCAGGGUCCAGCCUUAACCUCUUGGAUUUGUCCUAGAUCUUCAGUCCUUUCAGUACUCACUCCCAUCUGACUUUCCUGGAGAAAAGUGAUUGUUCUCUGAGGUACCUCCUCACACUUAUCAGAUUAGCUAAUAUGACAGAAAAGGAAAAUGAUAAAUGUUGGAGAAGAUGUGGGAAAACUG
Molecule: messenger RNA, 1674 nt
Organism: Phascolarctos cinereus (koala)
Lineage: Eukaryota; Metazoa; Chordata; Mammalia; Diprotodontia; Phascolarctidae
Gene: NR1I2
Product: nuclear receptor subfamily 1 group I member 2
Biological process (GO): negative regulation of transcription by RNA polymerase II; cell differentiation; positive regulation of transcription by RNA polymerase II
Molecular function (GO): zinc ion binding; RNA polymerase II cis-regulatory region sequence-specific DNA binding; nuclear receptor activity
Source: RefSeq, a predicted model, not a curated record